Molecule: messenger RNA, 2827 nt
Organism: Lytechinus pictus (painted urchin)
Lineage: Eukaryota; Metazoa; Echinodermata; Echinoidea; Temnopleuroida; Toxopneustidae
Product: protein lifeguard 2-like
Exons: 10
Coding region: 321-1007 (228 amino acids)
Source: RefSeq, a predicted model, not a curated record
GUAUGAUGAUUGCUAAGCUGUGUGUUACGGGCCCCUAUAUGGUUAAUGAUAAACCUCAUGGUGGACAGGUAGCGAUUACACAGGGCGCGGUUAAAUACAAUGUACAGUCACACCACUAAAACCGACUCCAAACCGACCGAUGGUAUAUGUCAUUGGUAAUAACGUAAUAGCUUUGAUCGGCCGAGAGCGGUUCCGUUGAUGUGACCGUACUUUAUAGCAUGAUUUAUUAUGGGGUUUGAAUAGCAAUCUAGCAAGGAGUAACACAUUGACGCUGCACAUAAUUAGAAUAUCGUCAGAUUUGGGACAUCAAUUAGGUUACAAUGGACUCCGAGUUUGAAGAAAACUUUGAUUUUGUGGAGAAGGAGAUACGGCAUGCCUUCAUCAAAAAAGUCUACGCAACACUGACCUUACAGCUGGCCGUCACGAUUGGGAUAAUUUGCCUCUUUUUCUUUGUUGACGAAGUGAAGGAGUAUGCCCAGCAAAAUUACUGGUUGUUUUGGACUGCUUUUUCACUAACUUUCGUCUUGAUCAUCGUUCUGGCAUGCGCCUCCGAACUUCGGAGGCGCUCUCCGGCCAACAUCAUUUGUCUCAUGUUAUUUACAAUUUGUGAGGGCAUUCUGCUCGGACUGACAUGCACUUAUUAUGAAGGCACUGAGGUACUCCUUGCUAUCGGCAUAACAGGACUCAUCACGCUGGCGUUGACUAUUUUCGCUUUCCAAACAAAGAUUGAGUUCACAUUCAUGGCUGGUACCCUAUACGUUCUGUUGAUCAGUCUCAUCAUGUUUGGAUUAUUUGCUGCUAUCUUCAGGUCUGAGGUUCUGUAUAUGUUCUACUGCGCAGCGGGAGCAUGCCUCUUCAGUGUGUACAUUGUCUUCGACACUCAGCUCUUACUCGGGGGCAAACAUCGGUACUCCAUCUCACCCGAGGAAUACAUAUUCGCCGCACUCAACCUUUAUCUGGACAUCAUCAACCUCUUCCUCUUCCUCCUUCGACUCUUCGGCAAAUAAUAGACACGGCCUGGUAGCUAGUCUAUGGUGCUGUAAAACGAUUUGAAAUGGAGGGGGCGGGGGGGGGGGGAUACCAUAUACAAAAUCAGAUACUCGUUUUCAAUGUUAUUUUGCACUAUUAUGGAAAAAGUGGGGGUGCAGCCCCCGGUCCCCUGUUCCGCAACCCUUGCUAUGGGUAACGAGUGAAACGAAAUAUGUUAAAUUCAUGCUUCUAAUAAUUUUGUCCAUGCGCCUAUUGACUUCGCUGAAGUCUAAAUACAUCUCUCGAAUGAGUCACCCCCAAAAGAAGAUUUAAGUGAAAGCGAAAAAUCAAACCAUCAAAAUGCUGAAAAUUUCAUCAAAAUUUGAUGUAAAAUAAGCAAGUCAUGGUAUUUUAGAUUAUCGCUCAAUUUCAUAUCCUCGUCUGUAUGAAUCGAUGACGUCACCUAUACUCACUAUUUGCUUUGCUAUUUUACUAUUUGAAAUGUGAAAUAUAAGUUAUUUUUUCCUCAUCAUGCUCAUAAUGUGAAACCAUAUUGAUUCCUCCUUCAGUAUAUGGGAUUCAUAUUAGUGCAAACUAUUGUGAUUCAUGAAGAUGUUUCCCCUAUUGUCAAACCAGCAAAAUUUGAAAUAUUCUAUGUCACAUAAUAAAAUACAAAAUAAAUAUUGAGUAUGUGACAUCAUCGAUGUCACGAAGCACAUCACUCGUGUUGUGCAUAACUGGUGAACAUGGUCGAAAUUUUAAAAUGUCAUAACUUUCUAUAUUUUUCAUCCAAUUUUGAUGAAUAUUUCAGCGUUAUACUCAUUUAACUUUCCUCGAUUCAUCCAAAUCUACUUUCUGUUGGGAUGGAUGCUUAUACAUAGAAAAUCUAAACUCUUCCUCCAGGUUGAUGGGUGGAAAAGCCUGUCUAUACAAAAGCAAAUUUUGAGAGAUUCUCUCGCAUCAGUUGGUAUUUGCCGGAAUUUAAAUUCUUCCAACUUCUUACAUUUAUUCACUGCUGGAAAUUUUAUUGAUUUGAAGGUUCGUUUCUAGGAUUUCUGAAUACAUUCGUGAACAGUGUACAAAUCAUGGUAACAUAUUAUAAUUGUGGCGCAUGUAUGCACUUUACUCUGACGAAAUUGUUUCAGAAUUUAUUAUGCUAAAUAAAAUUGGAUGUAUAUAAUGCUAUUAUCUUGACCUUUUUUCCCUCAAACUAAGGUGUAACCCCCUAUUAAUGCCAAUCUUAUUUAUAAAAAAAUGACAAAGAAUUUAAAAUAUUCUCUAAAGAGCGUUUUGUCAAAAGUAAGCUUUUUUUCGGUUGUUAUUAGUUGUGUAUUUAUUACAAAAUCAAAUUCAAUAUCGAUAUUAAACCAAGAAUUAACCUAUCAAAAAUUUUACUUUAUGAUUCAAUUAAUCAAUCAUAUUCUGCCCUACAAAUUAUAUAUAUUAAUUUAAAUCCAGAAAAUUGUGAGUGUAUGAGUAAGCUCUUUGAGGUUGGCUUUACUUCUAUUUAUGUAUGAUACUUAAAAAUAUACACGAAUUACUACCAGAAGUAUUCCUGAUUACUUUACAGUCAUAAUCUGGUCUUGUGCAUCUUGUGAAGUUUUUGAAUUGUAACUGUAUGGCGAUUGUUGAAUUUGUAUUUAUAUUUGCUUGAUGUUUUUUUUAAAGUGGUGUAUUGAUAUGCUUUCAAUUGAAAUUGAAAAUUGAAAAUUGAAAAUAUGCUUUGUAUGCAAUGUUUUCUGGUAAAAAAAAACAGUACUUUCAAAUCAUUUAAAAAUGUAGAACUAAUGUCGAUACCAUAUUAUUAUUCAUGUGUAAAAUUUGACACAAAAUGAUUAAUAAAGAAAUAUGAAACUAA